Molecule: messenger RNA, 5963 nt
Organism: Poeciliopsis prolifica (blackstripe livebearer)
Lineage: Eukaryota; Metazoa; Chordata; Actinopteri; Cyprinodontiformes; Poeciliidae
Product: synembryn-A
Exons: 13
Coding region: 1153-2946 (597 amino acids)
Biological process (GO): G protein-coupled receptor signaling pathway
Cellular component (GO): plasma membrane; cytoplasm
Molecular function (GO): G-protein alpha-subunit binding; guanyl-nucleotide exchange factor activity
Source: RefSeq, a predicted model, not a curated record
CAGAGCAUCAGCCUUGGAGACCAGGACACCGUCCAGCUCUUACUGGACAGCUACAAUACCCAGUACGCAGAGUGCUUCUUUUUCAAUACUGAGGUACAAGAGAGAAAAAAGAGUGGAGCCACACUCCUGACCGUCUCCCCUCAAACAUUCCUCAAACCAGCAGACCAGGGACCUGGAAUUGUAAUCCAAAAAAGCCCUCCGAAGGAACCAACUCCCCCACUGCCCAACAUGAACUCCUGUUCACAGAGAUUCUCCAAGGAAGGGAGACUCUGGCACAUUUAUCCCAGAGCAAAUGGCAGCAGAACCACCAACCCCCAUGAAGCCCAAGACGAGUGAUGGACAACAAGUCCCAAGAACCAACUGGAACCAGAACCAACACCCCCCAUCCCACCAGCUCCCACUUACAGCUUUGUGGCAUAUGUUGCAGAUGCCAGAGGUUUUCUUCUGAGUGCAGAGUCUGUACACCUGGCACUGCCUCCUUUUUGAGCUUGCUACACUUUUGAGUCUUGAUGGCUUAAAUUUCCAUCAUGUUCCAGCUGCCUUCAUGACUGUCUAACUUCAAUCGUCUCCCUGCAGCAGAACGUCUGGAACAGAGCAUGGUUGCUAUAAAACAAGACAAUGAGCAACCUCCAUGUGCAGUCCUCUACUAAGCAUUUUCUUGUCAUCUGAUUGAGAAUGUUUAUACUGUAUUUUUGUCAUUGUAAUACUGGACAAACUUCGGCUUUGCUUUCGGUUAUCAAUAAUGUCCAUAUCCAUGGCCACAGUUUUAAGAAUAUGUAAAUGCGCAAUACCAGAGUUGUUGAGAACAACACCACCUGCUGUUUGGUGAAGGCAUCACACAGUCAUGCAUGUUGACUUUACUUUUUAUCAAAAUGGAUAAAUGUCAUAAUCUCUUUGAAUCUAUUUUUGGACAUCCAUUUUUAUGACCAGACACUAGCCAAGUCCAAAAUGUCAAUAGUAGAAUGUCACCACUUCUUUGUUUUUGUCUGUUCUUUAUAAAUCUUACACGUAUUUUUUUUUCUUUUUUAUACGUCUGUUGCUGUUCAUUCUCGGACCACCUGUCUGUAGCAACAACGACUGAAAGAGUUUAGAAAGAACAAAAUAAGGGACUGUGCUUCAAACUCUGAUUCGGACAUUGACUCAGAUGAAGAGAUGCCGAAUUUUCUUCUCAGAGAGGAUCUGGCUGCAGCCUUGCUGUGCUUUGUUGGUGGUCAAUUGCAGCCUGCAGUGCUAAGAGCUUGUCUGCAUACUCUGCGAAUCCUUUCUCGUGACCGUAGAGCUCUGGGACCAAUGGUCACUGAUAGCGCCCUUCUCACCUUGACACACCUGGGAGGUAUCAAUCUUCUGCAGCCCAGCCAGGAUCAGGACAAGACAAAAAUUCAAGAUCAGUGUGACAGAACACAAACACAGAUCCAUGGAAAAGAAGCAAGUGGGUCUAAUGGAGCAGCAGAUUCCGAUCAGAGAUGUGCAGUUUCUUUUUCAGAGUGUCACUCCUUUAACCGGCGAGGGAAUGUAGGGCACUUUGUGCUUGCUCCUGGGAAAAAAGACACCCGGGAAGAUGACAGUGAGGAAGAAGGGAAAGUGGAUGACGGGGAGGUGUGCAAGAAGGAGGCCAUGAAAGUCUUGUGUAAUAUAAUCUACAACAGUCCCCAGGCACGGGAGAGAGCCAGCGCACUGAGGCUUCUACAGGGAUUAUGGGAGAGUCUGAAGCAGGGAAUCUGGAGUGGGCCACCCCCUACUGGCCAGUUUUACAAACUGAGGCUUCUCUUCUUACUAACAGCCCUGAGGCCUGAGCUCAGGCUGCAGCUGCAGCAGGAGCGUGGGGUGUUGGUUCUGACCUCAGCCUUGGAGCAGUGCCUGGUCUUGAGAUGGGCCGACGAAAAUCAGCUGAUCACUUACAGCACUUCCCCUCCUGUCUCCAAGGAGGUGUCCCAGGAUGUUAUUGAGAUUCUCAAGACCAUCUUUAACGUUGCUCACAGGUUCUACAGGCAGGAACCUGACGAGGAGGAAGCUACUUUAUAUCGCCGGCUGGCAGCUGUCUUACGCCACUGUCUGCUGCUGUCAUGUGAUGGAGCAGACACAAUGGAAGAACUACAAGGACAUACAGUAAACAUCCUGUCAGCUCUGCCCCUGACCUGCCUGGAUGUCUUGCUGGCUGUCCCUGUGGGACAGGCGUCUCAUAAGUAUGAAGGUGUCAACAUGGACUGUGUACACGCAUUGCUACUCUUCAUGGACAGACGACUGAACAGGGGUCAGAAGCUGAAAGAGAAGCUGACUCCUGUUCUAAGUUUAUUGACAGAGAGUUCUCGGUUUCACAGGGAAACACGUCACUAUUUAAGGCAAAAGAUCUUACCUCCUCUGAAGGACGUUGCUGUUCGGCCUGAGCAGGACAGUACACUCAGAGGCCAGCUCGUCCGCCUGAUGACACAUGUUGACACUGAUGUUAAGGACUGUGCAGCGGAGCUGCUGUUUGUGCUUUGCAAAGAAAAUGUAAGUCGCUUUGUUAAAUACACUGGUUACGGGAAUGCUGCAGGGCUACUGGCAGCUCGGGGUCUGUUGAAUGGCAGGAGGAACUCUGGGGACGGCCAGUUUGCCUCCCGCUACUCCAGCGACUCUGACUCAGACACAGAGGAGUACCGCCAAAUCAGAUCAAAGAUUAACCUGGUGACAGGCAGGGUGGAGGCAGAGCAGCCCGACCCUAUGGAAGGCAUGACAGAAGAAGAGAAGGAGGAAGAGGCAUGUCGUCUCAUCUGCAUGAUCAACAGACUAUCACAAGACCAAAUUAUUCAGCCAAUGGGUGUGACAAGAGAUGGGAGACUUGCUCCUCUUUGGGGCCAUAUGAGGAGCUGCACAGAAGAAAAAGAAGAGGAGGAAGAGGAGAAUGAAGAGGAGGAACAGGGUUUGAGUUCAAUACCACAAGGAUUGAAAGACAAAACAAUGAAAUAGCAAAAUAUUUUCCUGCUACACUCCGAAAUGAACAAACAAGUAAGAGAAAGCUAUUGUCAUUUCUUUAUUGGGGCCCUCUUAUCCUACACUUUGUUCUCUUUAAUAUUUAUUUUUGUUCCAUCUUAAUGAGGCCCAAACCACUGGGUGCAAACCCACAAAAUAUACAUCAAAAUGUGCGGCCCACUCUCAAGAAGGGAGUUAUUACUUCUGUUGCCAUUUCGACUUCCAUGAUAAACAUGGCGGCAAACUAUGGCUUUGAAUUACAAUGGAAAAGCAUGGUCCCUACAAAAUAAAAGCUUUCAAAUUUUACUCAGCAAGUAAUUGCUACUAGGGGUUUUGUAUGACUAGUAUAACCCAACCACUGUUACACAUGGGAUUGGUAUGGCCUUUUAAAAUUAAGCUUACUAAAAAUUUCAAAAUAAAAGCCUCUUUGUUCUUUACCUACUCUACAUUUUAAGUUGAGAAAACUGUUCAAUGAGAUAUUGGGUUAGAACCGAGACUCCAUGAUUGUCAGUGCACACAUUCUAAUGGUACGUUCAACAUGCUAGUAUUUUAUCAUGCAAGUGAUAGCUGCCACAUUUAAGUUACUAUGUUAGCUGGGUCUUAUGUAAAAGCAAAGCUGUACAUACUAAAUGGAGUAUGUCGAUGUUAAUCAACAUGCUGGUGAUAAAGCAUACAUCCAAGAAGUGUCUACAUGCUAGUUGCUCAACAUGAUAGACCUCAUGCUAACAUUAGUCCUAUUGCUAAAGUAAGAAUUUUAGAUGAUUUUGAACAUUUAUUACAUAUGUUUAUCAUAAUGAAUGUGAUAAGUCAAUGUAAGUCGACAUACAAGUGAUGCCGCCCAUGCUACUGACAGCAGUUAAGAUAACCUUAUAAUUUAAGCUAAUUUUAUCUCAUAAACUAAUGUUUGCACACUGACUGGAGUAAUUUUAUAUUAGUUAACAUGCUAGUAAUAGCCCUCAUCCUACUGAUAGUAUCAACAUGUUAGUCAGUCAUUAUGCUUGUAAUAGCCAUCAUGCUAACAUUAGCCUGAGUUUUUUUUAUUUUAUUUUUAUAUUUAUUAGGUAUUUUUAGCAAACUGAAUGUAGUAAGUCCAUGUAUGUCAGGAUAUUGGUAAUAUCACACAUUCUAAUGACAGCAUAUGUGGUAAUCUUACCAUUAUAAUAUUUUUUAGCUUAUAAUGUUUUGCAUAUUGAAUGGAGUAGUUAUGUUAGUCAAUAUGCUAGUGAUAACACUCAUCCGAAUCGUGGUAUCAAAAUGCUAGUCACUUGAUAUGCUAGUAACUUUCAUGCUAACAUUAUCAUUGUAUCUAAAAUAAACAUUUUAGAUAAUAUUUGAUUUAUGAGCUGUUUUUCAUCAUCAAUGGAUUAAGUCAAUGUAAAUUAAUAUCCUGUUGAUCUCACAUGUGCUACUGCCAGCAUUUAAGCUAAUUUUAGUAUAUACACCAAUGUUGUCAUACAGAAUAGAAUAAGACUAUGUUAGUCAACAUAAUAAUGAUACUCCACAAACUAUUGACUUCAUUUUAGUUCGCCUUAGGAUUGUUACUAAUUUUAAGCAUCAGAACACCAGGUUUAAAUCGACACACAUUCUUUGGCAGAACCCUUUUAAAUUUUUUCAGAAAUGUUCUAGUUUCAGGAUAUUAUUCUGCAAGAUGCUUUUGCUUCUUCCUAUUUAAAGAUUUUUAUUCACAGACUUAAAUCUGAGUGAUUAUUCUGUUGCUGCAUCUACAGCAAGUCAGAUAAUGUGUCAAUGAUGUCAGAAGGAAAGAAAAAUUAAACAUGUAAAAAUGACUAUUUUCAACUGAAUUCAUAUUUUCUGUUUGCAUUCAGACUGUAAAGGUCUUUAGAAAUGCCGUGUGUUCAUCUGAGCUGUUUACACAGUGUAAAUUAUCUAUGCUGGUUUCCACACCAAAGGUAAUACAAUGAAGUUCCUUUAAAUAGUUUUCUGUAUUAGUCAUGUUUUUUUAAUUGCUAUUUUGUGCAACUUAAUUCUAUCCACUUAUUGUUUAGCAUUUCUCUUGGAGAAUAUUAAAUGUUAGAAAGUGAGAAAAUGUGUCCAAAACUUGUAACCAUUAUUGGGUUUUGUCUUAUUUGAAUAUUAUGAAUUUAAACUCUUUAACUCCCAUAUUGUGAUCGAUAUGUGAAAACAUGGAAGGUUUUAUCAAAACUAGUAAUACUCACUUUUUCUUCCCAUGACCUUUCCAUCCUCUUUCAACCUAUACUCUAUCUGUUUCACUUUCAGUCAAGAUUAUCUCUAAUGUGGGCCAACCCCCCAGAUUUUAUUUAUUCCUCCCUGCUGGUUUCACGUCAGAAUCCUCCCCUAUUACUCACUUUCAGGAUCCAUUUCUCAGAAUGCCUCCCCUGUUUUUCUGGGUGUGUGUUCCUGUUUUACUCUUACUCAGAGAAUGCUUCCAGAUCAAGAUGAUUACAUUGUUCUUUAAAAUAAACUCUUUCAAAUGUACCGCUGUCCACCUGAGCAAACUGUGCAUGUGGCUCAGAACCUAAAACCACAACUCUGCUAUAAUAUGGAAAACAUGAAGUCAAGAAAGAGAAAAAAUCUCAAAUAAUUUUUCUAUUAAAAAAAACAGACAUGGCAAAAAUAAAGCACAUUUCAAUGACAGAACUGUCAUAUGAAACAUAAACAGACGUUAUCAUUUAGGUUUGUCCAUUUAUUGUAUCGUUUAUCAUUCAUCACGAUAAAUUUUGUAUCAGAAUAAGAAUUUUAUUUAUUCUGUUAAAAUUUUAUUUUGUGAUGAUAAAUUCCAACUAAUACUGUUUUAAAUCCCCCUCAAAUUUCCCUUAUUGGGAUUGAGACUUUUACUGUUUUCUACACGGUUUGUAUAAUGAAAGAAGUGUGUUACAAAUGGGAAUGAUUUUCAAGAGCAGUAUUUGUGUUUGUGGUUCUACAAUUGCUAUCACACAAAGUCACAACUGUACAGUUAUCUAAAAAAGAAAUAACAAAUAUGUCUUACUUUCACGUUGAUUGCAAAAUAUCGUAAUAAAAUUAAGUCCAAUUUG